GAAGCCGGCAUCCCAGCACCGGCUGCUUAUAGGCCGCAUACACUGAGACAUCACUCGUAUAACAGAUAGUCUCCGAGGUUCCAACGCUGCCAUACAAGCUCGUCGUUAUCUCGCGAAUCCAGAGACAUGGCCACCUUUGCCAACCCGGCAAGCUGCAGUCGGACCGUGGCGACGAAGUCGUCUCGCAAAUGCGCGCGAGAGUAUCUGAGGGUGCAUGCCUCGGCAAGCGGAGCCUUCGGCGGCCACAACUCUGCUGCGGGUUCGGGAGGCAACCCGCGCGCGAACAUGAGCGGCGUGUUCCAGAUACAAGGCUCACCCGUGCCAUGUACAAUGCUGGACGUCAGGGACGCCUACGAGGCCUGCAGCCUCACGUCAAGCCCCGCCGAGAGGCGCCAAUGCUUCGAGGUGUACGGGCUGGACAGCGACAAAGUGGACCGCUACUACGAUCGUGUCGUGUCUAUGGAGCGGCUCAUUGACCAGGGCGACUCGGUGGGGCAGAACAUGGUGGCCUCCGGCGGCGCCAUGGCCCUGUACAUGCUGGCGUGGUACAUCCUGAAGGUUUGAGGAGGGGGGAGGGGCUGCAGCGCUGGCAGAGGCGCCAGCAGCCAUGGCGCGAUCGGCGGCGGUGUAUGCGUGGCGCAGGCGGGGCAGCAGUUACAGCUACAUCUGCGGCGGCGGCGGCCAUUAUAGUAAUUGCAGCCGCAGUAGCAGCGGCAGAUGCCGCAUUGUUGGUGUGCUGGCAGCAGAAGCAGCAGGCAGAGGCCCUCAUGCGACUGCAGCGUCUGUGGCGAUUGUGUGGCGGGGGAUGCCAACACGGCUGGGUGCUUGGCGGAUGCCGGGUUGCCAGCCCGCGUUGGACUCACCUCCUGGGAGUGUGCCCGGGGGCAGCACCACGGGGCAGCGCCGUGGUGCGGAGGUGGGUCGUGCAUGCGGGGGCAAUCUAGCAAGGGACUUCACGUUGCUGUGAAGAAUUUUUUUGACGAGUCCGCUGUCGAUUAGGUGGGCGGUCAGCAGUGCACUUUUAUCUAUCGUGUGGCGGCGUGUGCCAUGUAUUUGAUGGCCCGCAAUAGGGUGGCCCCAGCACUACUGAGCAAUACAAUAUCACCGGUAAGACACGCGUCCGCAUGUGUACAUUAGGUUGGCCAUGCGUAGUUGCGGCAAGGUCGUAUGGGACGAACAAUGUCCGCCGCACGAUGAAAAAGCUGUUGGGCUCACGACAUGGCUUUAACUGGUCCGGCCGCUGGGGGCGUAAUUUUGUUGGUUUUGUAGACGCCGCUAGGCGUUGGUUGUUUUGUUGGUUGUUUCUAGGGAUUGUUUGAUACAACGAUGCAUUGAUGUAGACACCGCUUGCGACUGCAAUGCAAAUUACGUGUUGGCACGAAGUACUUGGAAACCGAAGUGCGGUCACGCGGUGAGUGCCAUGCGGUAGGCGUAGCGGUGUCGCUGAAGGGGAGAUGGGACACAAAUGUCACGGCGAGGGAAGUUUGCGUGGGGAACCACAUACCUUGUCCUGGCAAGAUGACCCCAGAUUGGGGGAUGUGUGUCCCAGGCAGGGCGAGGAAGGGGGGCUCUGUGGUGUGAGUGGAGCUGGACGCACGCUAUUGUGCAGCCCACACUCCACUGCGCGCUGACAUGAUGUAACCUACCCUGCGCGGGGGGCGAGGGUGGGCUGCAACCUACGUCAUUCAAGCC
Messenger RNA from Chlamydomonas reinhardtii, 1692 nucleotides. RefSeq lists its product as uncharacterized. The transcript is spliced from 5 exons. Bases 127 to 564 code for a protein of 145 amino acids. The record is from RefSeq and is a predicted model, not a curated record. NCBI's taxonomy places the organism in Eukaryota, Viridiplantae, Chlorophyta, Chlorophyceae, Chlamydomonadales, Chlamydomonadaceae.